Messenger RNA from Naegleria fowleri, 405 nucleotides. RefSeq lists its product as uncharacterized. The transcript has a single exon. Lineage: Eukaryota; Heterolobosea; Eutetramitea; Acrasida; Naegleriidae. The coding region runs from base 1 to 405 and encodes 134 amino acids. The record is from RefSeq and is a predicted model, not a curated record.
AUGUCUUCAAACACACGGACUCAACUCAGCUACAUUUCUCUUCUUCGAGGUGUCAAUGUUGGAGGACAUCGAUCGAUCAAAAUGUCGGAAUUACAAUCCAUCUUUUCCAGUGUUGGCUGCAUCAAUAUCAAGACAUUAAAGACAAGUGGCAAUGUUGUUUUUGAGUAUUUGCAUUCAGAUCAUGGUGUUGAUGACGUGAAAAACCUUGAACAAGCUUAUUCGAAGGGCCAAUCACACAAAGAUUUAUAUGUGACCUUGUUAGCAGAAACACCAAGUGAUGAAAGUAUGAAAGAAGUGUGUGAUGACAGAAAAUUAUUUGAACCUGAUGAAUUUCAUAUUGAGGGAAGAACCAUUUACAUGAAAUUAGUCAAUACUGCAACGAAAACCAAAUUAACCAACAAGUAA